GAUCCGAACAUCCGAGGCGUCCGCGUUCAGACUCGCAUUAGUGACCUCCAGUAGUCUUCUAACUCAUCAGCCAAGGCGGUAGAUCAAUGCCAGCGUACACCUCAGUACUUGAAUCAUUCUCGGCUCUCAUCUUUUAAUAAUAAGACAGCCAUGAAUCCCGGCACACAAGUUUCAUCGAAUCCUGAUUAGCCACGUACUACUAGUAGCGGAAAACCUUCUCAGUCGUGGGGUCCGUGGGUUAUUCGAGUCUAUUCUAAACUUUCAAAAAGAUAUAUACUGUCCUGCCCAAUCUCGAAUAUCGAUCCCAGCAACUGAUUCUCCACGAUUAUCAAGUUGUUCUUUUUUCUUCUCUUUUUGGUGAAUGCUCAGCGCCCUGAUGAUAAAGGACGUAUUAUAAAUACCUCAGCUAUCGUGCGCUCAUGUACCUCACUUCGAUAUUUCUCUCAUGACUAUCCAUCACAUAGUUCUUUAUAAGCUUCUGCCAGAGGCUACCGAAGAAAACCUCGAAAGCAUUAAGAAUGAAGUCAGAUUGUUGGGCGUCAAAAUACCUCAAAUAAAGGAGGUGAAAGUUGGCCAUUCAAUUUUCAACCCCCUAGGGCAAGGAUUUGAUGAUGGUGUCAUUUUCGUGUUUGAUAACGAAGACGAUUUAAAUGCAUACCGUGUUCACGAGGCUCACAUAUCGUACCAACAGUUUAGUGGGCCGUAUCUGAAAGAUAAAUUGAUAUUCGAUAUCGAAGUAGACGACUGAGAAAGAUAUGUGAAGAAAGCUGCUGGAAAGAUAAUUUCCGUGGUAGUGCAGAAGGAUCUAUGGACAAAUCUUAUCCAGGCCAUCUAAGAGGCAUCUGACUUGGAAAUUUUUUUUGGUUUAUUUAUCUACCAUGUAAGCCCGUUUUCGUUCACGAUACCACUGUUCACCGGGGGGCGAGAUCACACGUUGAGAUAUUGGUAGAUUUGUGGAGGAUAAUCACCCUCGAGCUCCGGGCGUCGUGUAAGAGCUCGUGUAAGUUGCGUGUAGCUGUUAUCCAUUAUAUGAGGUGCUUGCAGCCUU
Messenger RNA from Serpula lacrymans var. lacrymans S7.9, 1048 nucleotides. RefSeq lists its product as uncharacterized. Bases 446 to 748 code for a protein of 100 amino acids. The record is from RefSeq and is a predicted model, not a curated record. The transcript has 4 exons. Lineage: Eukaryota; Fungi; Basidiomycota; Agaricomycetes; Boletales; Serpulaceae.